GUGUGUGAAGACCCGCGGACUCCCUGCGCUCAAAUCACGCACUUUCUCAGGAGAUGACUGUAGUAUAGAUUAAGUUUUUAAUCCCACUGGAGAUGUAUCAAAAAGACAUUCGCUAAACUUUCUUGUUUAGGUUACACUCGGAGACAGACCUCUGAAAAUGACCGCUGUUUUGUGUAUGUGGACCUGAGAGGGAAAAGUAGAAGAGAAUUCGGAUACAGCUUGCAGGUGCCCCGAAGAUUUGGAUCUAGAUUCCUCUCCAGUGGAAUAAACCAUCACAGAGCAGGUGGUUCAUUCUCUAGUAGUAUAAACCCAUCCUGAAAUCACACAGCUGGCUGUUUAUUCUCCCUGCCCAGAAUAAGACUUUUUUGGUGUACAUAGACAAGGCUCAAAUCAGUUGCUGAAGUCCUUUGUAUUCAUGUUUUUCAGUAUAUUUCCAAGUUUCUAAUUCUGUAUGUUAAAGAUGGCUUGGUGGAGGCAUGUUGCAAAAUUCCAUGUAGGAAGUAACUCCCCACAUUCUAGCCAUCGCUGAAUAAUGUAGCUGACUUGUCCUUUGGGGAUUUGUGGCCUGGAAUUAUAAGAAAUAAGCCAGUGCACUGGAAAGUUUUUUUUGCCAGUGUCUGUAAUAUGGGUGAUAGUCUGCUGAUGAGCAUCACAGGGGUUUUGUAUCUGGUUUUCUCAGUCGGUACCUUGCCUCCUUGUCCCAAUGACUGCAAGUGCACAGAGAGGAACCAGCUCAAGAUGGUCCACUGUGUAUCCCGUAAUCUCAACCAAAUUCCAACGGAUAUUCCAGAGGACACUGUGUCUCUCCAGCUAGCUUCCAAUCGUAUCACCUAUAUCCCCAGCCAGGCCUUCAAGGGGCUACACCUUCUCCAGGAGUUGGACAUCUCCAACAACGCCAUCGAGGCGGUGGAGGAAGGAGCCUUCCAGGGCAUCUCGGAGGGCCUACGGGUCUUAGACUUAUCCAACAACUUGUUGCAGAGAGUCCCGAGGGAGACGUUUGCUAGGCUACAUGCUAGGAUCAGCCUGGCGGGAAACCCCUGGCACUGUGAGUGCGCCCUCCAGGAGGUUCUGAGGGAGCUGCAGCUGAACCCUGAUACGGUGAACAAGGUGAACUGCCACACAGCUGUGAGGGAGGAGUACGUCGACAAGCCCAUUAUACAGGUGCUUGACUCAGGUGUCAACCUCUGCAGCUUCCAGCGCAAGACCACUGAUGUGGCCAUGCUCGUCACCAUGUUUGGCUGGUUCAUCAUGGUGAUAGCCUACGUGGUGUACUACAUGCGACAGAACCAGGAGGGUACCCGCAGGCAUCUGGAGUACCUCAGAGCCCUACCCAGCAGCCCCAGAGAGAGAAAAGAUACAGACACUAUCAGCACAGUUCUAUAGCACCAUUUCUGAAUCCUCUACAGCUGGCGACUUCCUCAAGGUCUUCAUAAAUAAGUGUCAGACAUCCAUAACAAAACAACAUUAGGGAAUAUUGGAAUUGUAUUUUUUGUGUCAAAGGCUGCAUUUAUAACAGGUUCCUACAGCAGAAUGGGAAUUUAGUUACACUCACCAUCCACUUUAUUAGAAGCAUAUACAAUGCACCAAACUCGUUUGCACUUUUAUUAGGUACACUUAUCUGCCUUAUAAAUGUAUUUUAUAGAUGAACAAUUAUAGUCUGUAAUCGAUAUGUUGAAAGGUAUAAUUCGUCAGCUACUCUUUACCCUGUUCAUCCCUUGUCAGUUUUCAACCAGACAACCAUCACUGACAGAAUAUUUUCCUAGCUUGAGGCUAACUCAAACUGGCAACAGAUAUGUAAUGGUCUCUGAUUGUACACCUACAUUAUGUUUCUGACAUGUAAAUGUUUCUAAUAAAGUGGGUGGCGAAUCUGUGUGUGUAUUAGUUAUGCUAUGGGUGUUCCA
Molecule: messenger RNA, 1901 nt
Organism: Electrophorus electricus (electric eel)
Lineage: Eukaryota; Metazoa; Chordata; Actinopteri; Gymnotiformes; Gymnotidae
Source: RefSeq, a predicted model, not a curated record